GGAUUGCCAUCUAAAUUGUGACAAGUGCAUCUUUGUUCGUUCAUUCAUCCAUCCAUGAAUUUUCCUGCGAUGCACACGAUUCAAGAUCUGAAGGUUUUGACGAUAUGAUUCUAGGCAUUUCCAAGAGGACAUUGUGAGAGUGAGAUUUUUGUAUUCUUAAUUUCUAGCUGCAAUAGUAAACUUCGUUGAACUUUCGAGCUGUAUUGCUAUUCAGAACACCCACAGUUUUUCAACAUCGAUAUCCCGUAUCCGAUAUUUGUUUUGGAUCAGAGACCCGAGAUUCCUGAAUACCGACGCCCAAAAUGGCGGGUGAUGAAGAGGAGCAAGAUACUCGUCCGGUGGGAUUCUGGCAUCGCGAUUUAAACGAGACGAGGAAAUAUGUUGUUAAGAAAUGGAUUAUUACGACCUUGAUCCUCUCCAUAGCAAUCCUAUCCAUUCUUUCUAUUUACUGGGGCGUUCUCUUUCACGUUGAGCAGAACCUGUCGUCGCUAGUAGUCUGGGUAGUAGAUUUUGAUGCACAAGUUGCACCUUACACAGACACAACUCCAAUAGUUGGACCCGAGAUUGUAAAGGCUGCUGAGGCACUGAUUGCUCCUGAAGGUGCGCUCGGGUGGGGAAGUUUACCGGCUAGUGAUUUUGGAUAUGAUCCAAUGGAGGUCAGAAGGAGGGUUUGGGAGUUUGGAGCUUGGGCUGCAGUAAUAAUCAACGCAAAUGCCACAGCCCUCCUCCAAAACGCCGUUCAAAAUGGCAACACGACAUAUGAUCCCAUGGGAAUUGCACAAAUAAUCUACGUCCAAGCACGAGAUGAAACAACCUACGCCAACUAUAUCACCCCACAGCUACUCCAAUUCCAAUCCUCUGUAACCGCCAUGUUUGGCCAGCAAUGGGCUGCACAGGUGGGAGAUCAAGCCGCUACAAACCCAGCCAUAUUGACCAAUAUCCGGAAUAAUCCCCAGACGAUAUCACCCGCUAUCGGAUUCUCGACAUUCAAUCUUCGACCCUUUACUCCGCCUGUGGCUACGCCAGCUGUGAGCAUCGGUCUCAUCUACCUGAUCAUCAUCUCUUUCUUCUCCUUCUCCUUCUACCUCCCCGUUCACACAAAAUACAUAACCCCUCAAGGUCAUCGCCCGCUCCACUUCUACCAAAUGGUCAUCUGGCGCUGGCUAGCCACCAUCACCGCCUACUUCUUCCUCUCGCUCUUCUACUCGCUCCUCUCUCUCGCCUUCCAGAUUCCCUUCUCCACAGGCCACAAAUCCAUAACUUCAGUCGAAAGCGCCACAGCCUAUGGAAAAGGCACAUUUGUAGUGUUCUGGAUGCUCAACUGGGUAGGUAUGGGCGCGUUAGGUAUUGCGUGCGAGAAUGUGACGAUGAUUAUUGGGCAGCCGUGGACUGCGCUGUGGUUGGUCUUUUGGGUCAUCACGAAUGUUUCGACGAGCUUCUAUUCGAUUGAUUUGGCGCCGAAAUUCUUUUAUUGGGGGUAUGCUUGGCCAUUGCAUAAUAUCGUCGAAGCCAGUCGCCAACUCCUCUUUGACCUGCACUCGCGCAUCGGCCUCAACUUCGGCAUCCUAUUCACCUGGGUCGCAAUCAACACUCUAUUCUUCCCUUUCUGCUGCUACUUCAUGCGCUGGCAAACAUUGCGAAGUCAGGAAAAGACCAUGGACAAGAGAGGGAAUGCCAAGGAAGAUUCUGAAAGUAAGGGGCCGGAGGAAACUGGAUAGGAAGGUCUGAAUAUCAUAUCAGAUUGGAAUUGGGGUAUCUGAAAUCUCGGUUCGGAGGUUUGGAGAUCCGUUGAUUGAUACCUAGAUGGACGGAAAGUUUUUUUUUUCUCUCUAGAUCGCUAUACAUGUUUGUGUGUAUAUAUAUGACCUCGAAGAGAUCGAAUGAAGUAUGACGCAGUGAUGGAAGCUUGUACAUAUAUAUAUCAGUUGAAACUACAACGUUUGUAAAACAAAAAUAAAUAAAAAAUGAUAAUGCAGUAAUAGCCAAUAACUAUCUUUCA
This is a messenger RNA of Botrytis cinerea B05.10, 1999 nucleotides long. RefSeq lists its product as hypothetical. Gene Ontology annotation, cellular component: membrane. The record is from RefSeq and is a predicted model, not a curated record. The transcript is spliced from 4 exons. Bases 303 to 1718 code for a protein of 471 amino acids. NCBI's taxonomy places the organism in Eukaryota, Fungi, Ascomycota, Leotiomycetes, Helotiales, Sclerotiniaceae.